GUAAUACAAUACACGUCUCACUACAAACAUGUAGUGAAAGUUAGCGCUGUUUUUGUCAAUAUAUCAAACAAAUAGUCACUUAAUUAAAGUGCCUUUAAAUCUAUUGACUGAAACAAACAACAAAAUGUUAGCAUUUGGUGCACUACUUGUGUUGACCACAUUGUCGGCCAUCAUCGGCACCGGUGAUGCACAACGAGACCUAUCGGACCAGUGCUACUCAUACGCCGGCGGACACGUGUAUCCGCAGGAGACUCGAAGUACUGGCAGCGGUGGUCAUCGUUUGCAUUAUAGUAAAACACAAAUAUCAAAGUUGGCGCCCGAUUGGGAGGGAACAGCUGUAGUGAAUGGAGAGUUCAAAGAGUUUAAAUUGUCUCAAUUCAGAGGCAAAUAUCUGGUCUUCUUUUUCUAUCCCCUCGACUUCACAUUUGUCUGUCCGACAGAAAUAAUGGCUUUUAGUGAUCGAAUCCAAGAGUUCAGAUCUAUUAAUACAGAAGUGGUAGGCGUUUCGGUUGAUUCGCCAUUUACACACUUGGCCUGGAUCAAAACUCCCCGAAAACAGGGAGGUUUGGGAGCACUUAAUAUUCCUCUUCUGUCAGAUCAAACCCAUCAGAUUUCUAAAGAUUAUGGCGUUUAUUUAGAAGAUUUGGGACAUACGCUUAGGGGUCUAUUUAUAAUCGAUGCCAAAGGAAUCCUACGGCAAAUAACAAUGAAUGAUCUACCGGUUGGCCGAUCGGUAGACGAGACCCUACGUUUGGUACAGGCUUUCCAGUAUACCGACCAACACGGAGAAGUGUGUCCGGCCGGUUGGAAACCGGGUGGCGAUACUAUUAUACCGAAUCCCGAAGAAAAACUCAAAUACUUUAGCAAAUUAAAUGAUCCGGUCGUCAGUAAAGAGCUUUAAAAAGUCAUUAUUUCAAACCAAUUGAGAUAAUAAUAAUAAUUCAUUUAAUAAUUUUAUUAUAAAUGUAUACUAUUUUUACUAU
Molecule: messenger RNA, 983 nt
Organism: Oppia nitens
Lineage: Eukaryota; Metazoa; Arthropoda; Arachnida; Sarcoptiformes; Oppiidae
Product: peroxiredoxin-2-like
Exons: 6
Coding region: 125-901 (258 amino acids)
Biological process (GO): cell redox homeostasis; hydrogen peroxide catabolic process; cellular response to stress
Cellular component (GO): endoplasmic reticulum; cytosol
Molecular function (GO): thioredoxin peroxidase activity
Source: RefSeq, a predicted model, not a curated record